AUGGAGACAGACAAAGAACCCCGUCCUGAUGAGACGGAUUCUACACCAUUUGACCUCGACAUUGUCGAAGAGAGUAUAAACAUAGCCGACUCGCACAUAGAUCUUACUCCCACACCGCCUGCAGACCAAAGCGAAGAACAACCAAAGGACAAGGCCGCCAUGUUUUCCGCACAGGACGACCUUACUGCAGAUUGGGCCCAGUGGAUGCGCUGGGACGACAUUGAAGACACCAAGCCUUCGAUUUUCAAUAUACCGAAUAUACCUGGCUCGUCUCUCCCGCAGUCUGCCUUCACCUUCACUUCAGAUGAUGCCAUACUGCCUACUCAUACGCUAGCCCCAUCCAACGGCUCUCUCGGCCUCCCUGCCGUUAAGCAGCCUUCUGUCUCUACCAUCUUCCAAGAGCAGCCAACUAUUGAAACAAUACAGCCGGCACCACCAUCCGAUGCUUCCUCUCCUUUGGCCCCCUCCCCUACAUCGUCAGUCGGACGCAAGAGGAAGUCGUCUCACGAUGAUUCUCCAGUCAAUGACGUACCUCAACCCGCUGCUGCUGCUGCUGCUGCUGCUGAUAAGUCAGCUCCCUCUAAGAAGAGAUCGCACAAUAUAAUUGAAAAGAGAUAUCGUGCCAACCUCAACGACAAAAUUGCGGAGCUACGAGACAGCGUACCUAGCUUACGCUUGACCUAUAAACAGCGUCAUGGCGGAAACCUAAAGAAGUCGAACGAAGAUGACGAUAUCGACCUCACCUCUGGAAACAAACUCAACAAGGCGUCAAUCCUUUCCAAAGCUACAGAAUAUAUCAAACACCUGGAACUCAGGAACAGCCGUCUCGAGGAGGAAAAUCUUUCUUUAAAAAAUCGAUUUCGUGAACUUGAAAAGGCCCAGGGAAUAAACCUGGUUUCGUAUCCCGCCGUUACUGGGUCUGAGACUCCUUCGGGAGCUUGCACCGUAUCUACAAGUUCUGUUGUUACAUCUCCCGAUAUUUUUUCUCACUCGAGUGAUUUUUCCCCCGACUCACCACCGAACCCCUUAUUUCCUCCCGAAGGACUACUAAGGCCCCCUGAUGGAUUCAACCAACUUCGCCCUACAGGGCCUCAACCGCAUUAUGCCGACACUUUUCAAUACAACCAACCCCAAGAGUAUGACUGCGCACCGUUAGAAAACGCUAGUACUGCCACCGCUCCUAGUUCGGAAACGACCACUCGCAGUCGACGACAGUUCAUGGGCCUCCCCAACAAAUUUAUGCUUGGUACUCUUGCCGGUAUCAUGGUCAUGGGUGGCUUUGAGAGUCAUAGAUCUUCUGAUCCAGAGGAAAAGAAAGAACUUUUUGCGCUCCCCCUCCAGUUUCUCGGCAGCUUCUAUCGCCUGGCCCUCCAGAAAGUCUAUUUUAUCAGGGCUAAUUCCUGGCAGAUUCGUGCCUUAUCACAAUUCGCUCUUACCUCUCUUAUUCUGUUUGGGUGUGCAUUUUUCAUGUUUCUAUACCUUUUCAACUCAAGACCGAGAGUGUCUCGAGUUCCUCUUAAACCAUCCAGGACCCGAAACGUUUCAGCACAACAGCAGGUUUCGACCGGUUGCUCUUUCACAGAAUUUCGACAAGAUGCAUGGCUUACGAGCAUACAAACCGUUGGUGUUCCUCGUCAUAACUUUUUUCCUGAAUGGUUUGCCGUCACCUCCCGCUGUUUAGAAUACUGUGUGAGGUGCCUGCUCGGAUGGAAAUUAUAUUCCUUUGUUACUGGUAUCAGUGCGGAUGAUGAAAAAGGUCGAGUUAAAGCGUGGGAUAUUGCUCUUGAUGCCCAACUUACAGGAGGGGAUGCGGAAGUUAGCAAAAGCAGAUUGGUUUUAACCAUUUUUGCUGCCGGCACUCUCCCCCGUAGCCCUGCUCGCAUGAUGCUUAAGGCGUUCCAUUGCAGGGUACUUUUAUGGAGAAUUAGCUCUCCCGAUUCCUUGGCGUUCCGGGCUGCUAAUUACAUUGCUAAGGUACUUGCAAAUUACCAGUGGGAACUUGCUCAAAGUAUGCACCGAAGGGGGCCAAAAAGGGGUGAGGACCCAUUACCAAGCCACCUUGCCUUCCUCUUAUCGAUGGAUUGUGAUGAAGUUUUCACAGACACUAUCGUCCAACGUGCCAGUAAUAUGGUUUGGAAUCGACCGACACAGGAGGCAACAGACGGUGAAGAUGCAUUGCUAGAUGUUGUCGUCGAAGAUAGCGCCGUUCGUUCUCCACUCGACGUGCUUGCGGCAUGGUGGUCGAGCCGUGCAUUACAAGAGGCCUUGCUCAAAUCCCUAGAUUUAGUGUCGAUCGAGUCGCCAAUCGAGAAACGCAAAUCCUUCGAAAGAAGCCUGGAUAUAGCAUUGCAUUCUGCACCAAUCCCAUCGACAGCAUAUACCAGAGCAACCGUUGUGAAGGCCCUGUUUUUUGAAGAAGACAGAAUUAACAAUGUCAAUACUGUCCUCUCGACUCUGCCGGCUAAAAACUCCGAGAACUUUCGCUCCACUUGUGGUUUGACAAAUUUUCUUGAUUCCUCAAUCCCGCCAUCCGCACGAGACGAAAUCUUUAUUGGUGUGCGCUGUGCAAUGAUUGCUGCGAUAUUACGAGGCCAAGUAGGUAGGGGUGAAGACGAACCAGCAUCUUCUCCCUUCUCUCUUUCAAGUGCUAUCAAGCAGUUCAAUGCCGCUUCGGUCGAUGAAGUUGAGCUCACUCUUCUUGGGUUCGCUUCUCAUUAUUAUCUCCUCCACAUCACUGCCACCGAUGAAAGGCUACUACCUUGCUCUUCUCUUGCAUCAUCGAUGCAUUCGUCAGUAGUCCAACUAACGGAUGGCUCGGAGACUACGACAAGCUACCAGGAUGAGCAUGAUAUCCCUAUCCCUGAUCUUUCCCGAAUUGCUGCAGAUUUGAUAUUCUGGGUACGAAAUGCAUAUAACCCGAUCUCCUCAGGCCUUAAUGCCAAACUUAUGGAGAAGGUUGUGAUAGACUGCGUUGAGGUAUGUCGUAACGCAGGCGUCGACAUCGAUAUCAGAAAAAUCCAGCGUAUGAAGACUCAUCAGCGGACAUCAAGCGUUGGUCCCAGCCAUACUCCUGCCCGCUCUCCAGACUCCGAGGGUGUACCGAGUGGAGUAACCCCUGUUGGAGUCCAGGGUAGAAGGCCGAGCACCUUCAGCGACGAUACUGGGUAUGGCAGCAUCGACUCUGAAGAGAACAGAGCCAUACAAACUUUCUAG
Molecule: messenger RNA, 3213 nt
Organism: Trichophyton verrucosum HKI 0517
Lineage: Eukaryota; Fungi; Ascomycota; Eurotiomycetes; Onygenales; Arthrodermataceae
Product: HLH transcription factor, putative
Exons: 1
Coding region: 1-3213 (1070 amino acids)
Biological process (GO): positive regulation of transcription by RNA polymerase II; SREBP signaling pathway
Molecular function (GO): protein dimerization activity
Source: RefSeq, a predicted model, not a curated record